This is a messenger RNA of Ictidomys tridecemlineatus (thirteen-lined ground squirrel), 856 nucleotides long. RefSeq names its product 5-hydroxyisourate hydrolase. Gene Ontology annotation, biological process: purine nucleobase metabolic process. Gene Ontology annotation, molecular function: hydroxyisourate hydrolase activity. The record is from RefSeq and is a predicted model, not a curated record. NCBI's taxonomy places the organism in Eukaryota, Metazoa, Chordata, Mammalia, Rodentia, Sciuridae.
CGCCCCACGUCCGCAGCCCCAGCCCCACGAGUCCCUGCCCCGGAGGCGUUCCACCGCCCCCAGGAAGCCCUGAGCCCCUGAAGGCGGCUGGGCAGCUCCUGGGGACAGUGUGCGUGGACCGCGCCAGCUAGGGAGACGCCGGCAGGACCAGGAGCGGCUCGCCCAGGGGUGGCCACACAGGCUGGGCUAACCCGAGGGGCCUGUGGUGGCCACCUCCCACUAGGGCCGCACGGGCAUCCCACAGUCCAGAGAUAGUGAGCUGCCGCAGCACAGCUUCGCAGCAGCUGCCCUCCAGCUGUACACCUGGACUCGCCUGAGGCACUGGCAUGGAGCCUGAGAGCAGCCCCCUGACCACACACGUGCUAGAUACUGCGUCUGGGCUCCCAGCCCGCGGCCUGCGCCUCCACUUGUCUCGGCUUGAGGACCUCAGCCAGCAGUGGACAGAACUGAAGAAAAGCUACACAGACCUGGACGGCCGCUGCCCUGGGCUCCUGAGGCCAGGCCAGAUGAAGCCUGGCACCUAUAAGCUGUCCUUCGAAACCCAGGGCUACUGGAAGGAGAGGGGGCAGGAGAGCUUCUAUCCAUACAUAGAGGUUGUCUUCACCAUCACAAAGGAGACCCAGAAGUUCCAUGUGCCUCUGCUGCUGAGCCCGUGGUCCUACACCACCUACAGAGGGAGCUAGAGCCCAGCCUGGCUAGAGGAGCUAUUUACCUAUCCUUGCUCUGGCUGGGCUGCCUGCCCAGCCACACUCAGUGGUCACCCACUUCCUUGGGGAGGUUCUGGCCCCCCUCUGGAGUUUCUCAAUGGGCAGCUGUGACUUGGGUCAAUAAAAUCAGUGCUACAUCUGCAGAGCUA